Messenger RNA from Thlaspi arvense, 1922 nucleotides. Lineage: Eukaryota; Viridiplantae; Streptophyta; Magnoliopsida; Brassicales; Brassicaceae. The record is from the annotation of a GenBank genome assembly.
CAAAAAGAUGCCGAAACAAGAAAUAACCUGCGGCCCCUAAAAUCCAGCGUCCCACGCGCCGAUAUCACGCGCCGAACAGCGCACUGAAGUGAAAAUCCAGAGAGUUUUAAAUUUCUCCAUCUCUCUUGCGAAACAACCCAAACUAUUUCUCUCUCACCUAAAUUCCCCCCUUCGAUUUCUCUCCUUUGACAGUUCAGUCUUAUCUCUCUAGGAUCCGGCUCAGAGAGAGAGAGAGAGAGAAGUGGCGGUUCUCUUCCGGCGUCAUCUAGGGUUUCGUGGCUUCAUUCCAGUUUGAAUUUACCGGGAAAGAAUUGCAGAAAUGAAUGAGAAAUCGAGAAGAUAGAUUAUCUCCUCUCUGAACAUCUUUCGUUUGAAGUGAGGUUCUAAGAGUUUCUUGUGAGGUUUCUUUGUUUCGUUUUGAGGAGAGAAAAAAAAUGCCAGCUCAUAGAUCCAAGUCGGAGAAGAAGGAUGCUGAGAAGCAGCUCCGCCGGGACCCUUACGAGGUUCUAGGCGUCUUGAGAAACUCUACGGAUCAGGAAAUUAAGAGCGCCUACCGGAAAAUGGCUCUCAAGUACCAUCCUGAUAAGACUGCAAAUGAUCCGAUUGCAGCCGACAUGUUCAAGGAGGUCACGUUUUCUUACAACAUCUUGUCUGACCCGGAGAAACGCCGCCAGUAUGAUACAGCUGGUUUUGAGGCUGUUGAAGCAGAAAGCCAAGAGCUGGAGUUGGAUCUCUCAAGUCUGGGAGCUGUGAAUACUGUGUUUGCAGCUUUGUUUAGCAAACUUGGUGUGCCGAUAAAAACAUCUGUAUCUGCAACUAUUCUGGAGGAGGCUCUUAAUGGCAGAGUUUCAGUUGAUCCUCUUUUACUCGGACAAGCUGUAACUAAAAAGGUUGAAAAGCAAUGUGCACACUUUUAUGCCGUCACAAUAACAGAAGAGGAAGUCAGUUCUGGGUUGGUCUGCAGAGUAGAAUCAUCUAGCAAAAGCAAAUUCAAGUUACUGUAUUUUGAUCAAGAAGCCAAUAGCGGAUUGAGCUUAGCUCUGCAGGAGGACAGCAAAAGAACUGGCAAGAUAACAUCUGCUGGAAUGUACUUUCUCGGUUUUCCUGUCUACCGGUUGGAUCACACAAAUAAUUCGAUGGCUCAAGCAAAGGAUCCAGAAUCUGCCUUCUUUAAAAAGCUUGAAGGUUUUCAGCAAUGUGAAGUUACUGAGCUAAAGGCCGGUACUCAUGUCUUUGCUAUCUAUGGUGAUAAUUUUUUCAAAAGCGUGAACUACACAAUCCAAGUUCUUUGUGCUGCCUCUUUUACUAAAGAAAAAGAGGACCUUAGGUCUGUAGAAGCUCAGAUCCUGACUAAAAGAGCAGAGCUUGCAAAAUUUGAGACAGAGUACAGGGAAGUACUCGUGCAAUUCACUGAUAUGACCAGUAGAUACGCUCAGGAGAUGGAAUCGAUCGAUGAGCUCUUAAAGCAGAGAAAUGAAAUUCAUUCAGCAUACACAACGGCUCCAUUGAUGAAGCGGAGCUCGAGCAAGAACAGGCUGAGAAAGAGCUCGUUCAAGAAGAAGAAGAAGGCUGAGGCGCCUGCUCCAACUGAUCAGGAAGAAGAUGAAGAAGAGGAAGAGGAAGAAAGCAGCAGACAGAGGAACGAGAAACCGAGUACUUUUGAUAAGUCUGAGACACUUAAGAAGAAAAGCAGAUGGUACAAUUUACAUUUGAAAUUGGACAAGAAAAAACCUUGUUAGCGAUUUAUCUCUUUGUUUUGUUUUACUUGUUCGUUAUUUUCUCCCCCAUACGUUAGGGAUCGGUGUAUCUGUAAAUCUUUUGCUAUAUUUUUCUCCUUCCAACUUAUCCUUAGUAUUAAUCAACAAUUUACUUGAUCAUUAUUAUUUGAGAAAGUUCUCUAAACCAAAGCGAUUAUCUGAUCA